Messenger RNA from Nothobranchius furzeri (turquoise killifish), 1460 nucleotides. It is a transcript of the gene rabepk, whose product is annotated as Rab9 effector protein with kelch motifs. Lineage: Eukaryota; Metazoa; Chordata; Actinopteri; Cyprinodontiformes; Nothobranchiidae. The record is from RefSeq and is a predicted model, not a curated record. Gene Ontology annotation, molecular function: protein binding.
UGUGUCGUUCACGUAUCGUACGUAAAAUGUUACGUACAUAUACAACGUUUGGUUAAGCUAAUUUCUGAUUUGGGGUUGAAUAUUUACGCUUUCCAGUAAAUUGCCAGUCGUUGCUUUAAUAUAACAAACGCAGAAAAUAAGAGCGGGGCUAAAGAAGACAAACGAGUCGUUUGUUCGCUUUUUGUCUGGACGAACAUUUGUGUCUUUUCAUCGGGAACAAGACCGACAUGAGCAAACAGUAACGCUUGGUGGAUUUAUCUGCAUCUUCCUGACUGCCAUGGAGGUUCUUCCAGUUCUUGAUCCAGUUGACAAGCCUAAAGAGAACAUUUGGUAUGCUUUAGUACCCAGAGGAAGUGCUCCAGGUGUUAGUGUGGGGCAUACCUGCAUGUUUAUUCCCUCUGAAGAUGGAGGAAAGGGAAGAAUCCUCAUCAUUGGUGGAGCUGAUCCCCGUGGCAGUUUCUCAAAUGUACACAUCAUAAAUAUGGAUAAUCAUGAGUGGGACACUUCUGACUGGGAAGGUUUGGAGGCACGAUAUGAACACUGCAGCUUUGUGCCAGACAGCUUCCUGCAAAACCUCUGGGUGUUUGGUGGGGCACAGAGGACAGGCAAUCGCAAUUGUAUCCAGACAAUUCAGUUAACUGAUAGUGAGCCUCGCUGGAAGCAUGUAGCAGCAAAAGGAGAACCCCCGAGUCCCAGGACGUACCACACUACUACAGCCUCCAUAGGAGACAAAUUGUUUGUCUUUUCUGGGGGAGAAGCAGGUGAUGCACCUGUGUCAGACACCAAACUCCAUGUUUUUGAUACAGUGUCUUCUACUUGGUCCCAGCCAGAGACUCAGGGCAGGGCACCAGCAGCCAGACAUGGUCACAUUAUUGUUGCAGUGGGCUUCAAGAUCUACAUCCAUGGAGGGAUGGCUGGAGAGAAGUUCCACAAUGAUAUGUACUCUUUGGACACAAGGAACAUGAAGUGGGAGAAAGUGCAGACCAAAGGAGACAUCCCACCUGGAGUAGCAGCCCACUCAGCUGUGGUACUGGGUACCAACAUCUAUGUAUUUGGAGGGAUGACUUUGGAUGGGGCAAUCAACUCCAUGUAUAGAUUUCGCACAGAUAGACAUACAUGGAGCCUAAUGAAGUUUGAAGGAGACAUGCCAUCGAACCGUCUGGACCACUCUAUGUGUCUGUUGCCAUGGCAGCCGUUUGAAGGGAGUGGAGAUGGAAGUCAUGCCACAAGUCUGGCCUCCAAAGAAACAUCACAUCUGGUGUUUGUAUUUGGAGGGAUGGACACUCAGGGAGUCAUACAUAAUGAUUGUGUUGUAACUGUUGUGAAAUAAAGUGAUCUUUGUUUCAUUUCAAUUUUCUCAAAACACUGAAGGCAAAAUUUGCCCAUUUAAGGUGGUUAUAAUUUAACCUGUGGAAAAAUGCAAUAAAACUAAUGAAAGCAGCAGGAGACGGGCAAACUAA